CGGAGGACGAUGCUGACUCAUGAUGUGGGAGAGGAGAGGUGGACCUCCUCGGUUACAUCUCGGCUACUUCCUCAUGUUGUCCCCAACACUCCUCCAGAGUCUUUAUUUUGUCCGACAUCUGGCUGAGUCCGGUCCAGCUUUUGGUCCUUUGGAUUUGUCCCCCAGGUCCUAGAUCUAGUUCAGUUCCACCUAUCACCAUACACACAUCACUGAACUUAGACCUGUCACCCAUCACUGGAUCGGACUCAUCUUCCAUCCCUGGGCUUGAACCUGUCAUCCGUCACUGGACUCGGUCAGCAGUACACCAGGUCCUAGACCCAGUUCAGUUCCACCUAUCACCAUACACACAUCACUGGAUCGGACUCCUCAUCCGUCAGUAGACUCAGACCUGUCAUCUGUCACUGGACUUGAACCUGUCAUCCGUCACUGGACUCGGUCAUCAGUACACCAGGCCAGAUCACAGAAGAGGUUGAACCAUGGAGCUCAAUAAUUUAGUCGACAUGACCUCCACCCACUCGCCCUUCAUCGUUGGAACCAUCUCCAUCAUUACCUUCCUCAUCGUGAUCCACAUUCUUAGAAUCAUCUUCACUAUAAUGUCGGACGGCAGCAUCAUCCCGUCUUGGAUGCAGAUAUACUUACCUUCUUUUUACCAUAGACUGGCUACAGACAACUUGAAGAAAAUUAAGUUUCUGCAAAAAGAGCAUUUGGACAAGAUGAAGACCCUGGAAAAGCGUCUGAACAAUCAGAUUGCAGAAACUGCAAACAACAAAAACGAAAUUAAGACUCUGAAAGGGCGUCUGGACAAUCAGAUUGCAGAAACUGCAAAAAACAAAAAGGAAAUUGAGACUCUGGAAAACCAUCUGGACACAAUGAAAACCUUGGAAAAAGAACGUCUCGACACGAUUAAAACUCUGGAAGAAGAACGUCUGGACAAGAUAAAGACUCUGGAAGGACGUCUAGACAAUCAGAUUGCAGAAGCUGCAAACAACAAAAAGGAAAUAGAGACUCUGAAAGAACGUCUGGACAAGACUCUUGAAGAUGAACGGCUGGACAAAAUGAAGACUUUGGAAGAAAAUCGCCUGGACAAAAAGAAGACUCUCGAAGAACGCCUGGACAAAAUGAAGUAUCUGGAAGAACAUCUGGAAAAAAUGAAGAAUCUGGAAGAACGUCUGAACACAAAGACUCUGGAAAAACAAUGCCUGGACACGAUGAAGACUCUGGAAAAAGAAUGUCUAGACAAGAUGAAAACUCUGGAAGACCGUCUAGACAAUCAGAUUGCAGAAACUGCAAAAAACAAAAAGGAAAUUGAGACUCUGGAAAAACGUCUGGAAAUGAUGAAAACCCUUGAAGAACGUCGAGACAAGAUGAAGACCCUGGAAGAAUGUUUGGCCAAUCAGAUUGCAGAAGCUGCACACAACAAAAAGGAAAUGGAGACUCUAGAAGAACGUCUGGACAAGAUGAAAACCCUAGAAGAAGAACGCCAGGACAAGAUGAAGACCCUGGAAGAAGAACGUCUGGACAAGAUGAAGAGUCUGCAAGAAUGUUUGGCCAAUCAGAUUGCAGAAGCUGCACACAACAAAUUGGAAAUGGAGGACUUGGUUAAAGUGUUAGAUCCUGAGCAUUUUCUCACGCCACUUGUCGACAUGGUGAAGACUCUGGAGGAACGUCUGGACAAGAACGCAGCAGAAGAAGCCAACGCCGUGGUGGUGUUCUCAGCGGGGCUGGAAGGAAGAGCUGGGACCACUAAGGCCAGCAAUGGGGAUCAAAUACUGGUCUACAAUAAGAUGGUGAUCAAUGUGGGUGGUGGCUAUGACGACAGCACAGGCAUUUUCAAAGUCCCCAUCAAGGGCCUCUACUUCGUCACCUUCACCUGUGGAAAAUGUUAUAAUUAUAAUAUGGGGGCAUGGGUGACGAAGAACAACCAUGACAAGCUGAUCUGUGUGUUUGACGACAAUAACGGUAACAGCAGAAUUACCAACAGCAUUGUGGUGGAAAUGGAGGUGGGAGACGACCUUCGGGUUUUCUUGGAGAAUGGUCACACCAUCCUUACCACUUGUAUACGCACCACCUUCAGCGUCUUUCUCAUCAAGCACAUGUAAACAACAGGCUGGACUGGAUAGGGUGGACCAACAAAGGUAAAAACACAAGAAAACAAGAUGAAAAUAUUAAAGAACACAAAGGACUAAAGACAUUAAAAGAGCACUGAGUUGAUGCAACCAGCUGAGCCGUUUCUACAAAUAGCUGAGAUGGGAGCAGACCCAACAAAGGACUCCGUCCUAGGCUGCCCACUAGCCCCCGGCCAAUGUCCGGUCCGCAUACAUUCUUAUCUAUCCAGGACUCCCUGAAGCUCAGCCAUCAGCGCUUGUGCCCUAGGCCCGUCUCUUCGUCCGCAUCUCCUGUGCAAACAACACCAAGGACAAAUGGCUCCCCCGAGGCAGAUCCAAAAGUUGUUGCGCAGUCCCGAAAGAGCCCCAAUCAAAAGGCAAAAAACACACAAAAACAAGAGGAAACCUCAAGAACAGAAAAUAACUCCUGCAGCCACCACAGCGGUGCCAUCUUGGAAAAUAAAAAAAAUGCCUGCCAGUGGCCGCUGUCAGCGAGAUUAGCCCUGUUGGACACCUGCUGAGUUGCUUUUCUGCUCGGCACUCACAUCCUCUUCCUUGACUUUAUUAGUGAUUGUUACAUGUUUGUUCAAUAAGAACAAGGUAUGAUGCAAAAAAAUGGGAGGAGGGCAUGUAGCGAGUGAAGGACGUCGGCAAGCUGUCUGUCCUAAUUACAUAUCAAAUACUGUUUGACUAUGUUAAUUACAGUUUGAAUUUUCUAAUACAAGUUUGACUUUGGUUGCUAUUUACUACUUGACUUUGUUUGCUAAUUACAGUUUGAAUUUGGUUGUUAAUUACUACUUGACUUUGUUUGCUAAUUACUGUGACUUUGUUUGCUAAUUGACUUUGUUUGUUAAUUACUACUUUGUUUGCUAAUUACGGUUUGACUUUUGCUAAUAACGGUUUGACUUUGUUUGCUAAUUACUACUAUGUUAAUUAUUGUUUGACUUUGUCUACUAAUAACUGACUUUGUCUGCUAAUUACUGUGACUUUGUCUGCUAAUUACUGUUUGACUUUGUUUGCUAAUUAUUGUUUGACUUUGUUAGCCAAUUACUACUUGACUUAGUUUGCUAAUUACUGUUUGACUUUGUUUUCUAAUUACUGUUUGACUUUGUUUGCUAAUUGCUAUUUAACAUUGUUAGCUAAUUACUACUUGACUUUGCUAAUUACUGUUUGACUUUGCUUGCUAACUACUGUUUGACUUUGUUUGCUAUUUGCUAAUUACUGUUUGACAUUGUUUGCUAAUUACUACUUGACUUUGUUAGCUAAUUACUACUUGAUUUUGCUUGCUAAUUACUGUGACUGUUGGCUAAUUACUGUUUGACUUUGUUUGCUAAUUACUGUGACUUAGUUGCUAAUUACUGUGACUUUGUUUGCUAAUUACUGUGACUAUUUUUGCUAAUUACUACUUGACUUUGUUUGCUAAUUACUGUUUGACUUUUUUUGCUAAAUACUACUUGACUUUGUUUGCUAAUUACUACUUGACAGCUAAUUACAGUUUGAUUUUGUUUUGUAAUUAGUUAGGUUUUGUUUGCUAAUUACUGUUCGCUAAUUACUACUUGACUUUGUUUGCUAAUUACUACUUGACUUUGUUAGCUAAUUACUACUUGACUUUGCUUGCUAAUUACUGUGACUGUUGGCUAAUUAUUCAGGGAGAAGGUAGUAAAUGGAUGGAUGUUUGCUAAUUAUGGUUUGACUGUUUGCUAAUUACUGUUUGACUGUUUGACUUUGUUUGCUUUUUUAUUUUAUUUUUUACUUUGUUUGGUAAUUACUGUUUUGACUCGGUUUGUGAAUUACUGUUUGACUUUUUAUUGCUAAUAACGGUUUGACUUUUUUUGGUAAUUACGGUUUGACUUUGUCUACAAAUUACUGUUUUUACUUUGUCUGUGUUUGCUAAUACUGUUUGACUUUGCUAAUUAAUGUUUGGCUUUAGUAGCUAAUUACUACUUGACUUUGCUUGCUAAUUACUGUUUGACAUUGUUUGCUGAUUACUACUUGACUUUGUUAGCUAAUUACUACUUGACUUUGUUAGCUAAUUACUGUUUGACGUUUGCUAAUUACUGUUUGACUUUUUUUCCUAAUAACUGUUUGACAUUGUUUGCUAAUUACUACUUAACUUUGUUAGCUAAUUACUACUUGACUUUGUUAGCUAAUUACUGUUUGACGUUUGCUAAUUACUGUUUGACUGUUUUUGCUAAUUAUAUUUUGGCAGUGUUAAUGACUGACUUAGUUUGCUAAUUACAUUUUGCCAGUGUUAAUGACUGACUUAGUUUGCUAAUUAUUACAUUUUAGCAGUGUUAAUGACUGACUUAGUUUGCUAAUUACAUUUUGCCAGUGUUAAUGACUGACUUAGUUUGCUAAUUACAUUUUGGUUGUGUUAAUGACUGACUUUGUUUGCUAAUUAAAUUUUGGCUGUAUUACUACUAUUAGUACACAAUGACUAUUUGGAACUCUUCCUACUAAACAUGUCCUUUUUUGGGCUAAUUAGUCGUAAUAGAAACUUUUUAUCAUAUAUUUGACAAGUACUGUAGUGUUUUUGCAUUAUGUUCCUUGCUGAAUCCUGCAAUAAAUGUUUUUUU
Molecule: messenger RNA, 4681 nt
Organism: Entelurus aequoreus (snake pipefish)
Lineage: Eukaryota; Metazoa; Chordata; Actinopteri; Syngnathiformes; Syngnathidae
Product: reticulocyte-binding protein homolog 2a-like
Exons: 14
Coding region: 477-2099 (540 amino acids)
Molecular function (GO): protein binding
Source: RefSeq, a predicted model, not a curated record